CUUAAUGAUCCUGACAUUGCUAACGAGAUCCACGAGCACCUUCAAUCCAUCGGCACUUAUGUCCAUGCAGAAGACAUUGUUACAUAUCUGGACAAUGAGGAAGUCAAAACACGCCUGAAGAUGAAACAAACCAUCUCCCUGGCAACAGCAAAGCGCUGGAUGAGGCAUAUGGACUACCAUUGGGUUCAGGAUCACCGCGGUCAAUAUAUUGAUGGUAACGAGCGUGAAGAUGUUGUCUAUUAUUGUCAGCAUAUUUUUCUGAAGAAAUGGGCAGAGGAGGAAGCAAAAAUGCAUACCUGGGGAAAGGAUAAUGAAGAGAUCUGCAACACCAAGUGGCCUCUGUGUGUCUGGUUCCACGAUGAAAGUACAUUCUAUGCCAAUGACCAGAAGAAGUCAAAAUGGGUGCACAAAAACACAAGUGCUACUCCAUACACAAAAGAGGAAGGGUAUCUCUGA
This is a messenger RNA of Suillus paluster, 456 nucleotides long. RefSeq lists its product as uncharacterized. The annotation marks the transcript as partial. The record is from RefSeq and is a predicted model, not a curated record. The transcript has a single exon. NCBI's taxonomy places the organism in Eukaryota, Fungi, Basidiomycota, Agaricomycetes, Boletales, Suillaceae.